CGGCACAAACCCCAGCUGGAACGCCGGAUCGUUGGCUCAACUAACCGGUGGCGUUUCCCCAGAGAGCCUUUUUUGGGAGACCUGCUGGCGCUUUCCCAGAUGUGCAAGGCUGUCAACGUAGACUUUGAUGAAGUUCUGAAGAACCCAGACAGGUUAUGCAUUUCGCAAAUUCAGAAAAAUUUCCCUGAGAAUUUGAAGAACAAGGCCAUCCAAAGCGGGGAGGCGGGUGUGAUUCUCGAAUGCCUUGGCUUCAGAUGGGAACUCCAUCAGCCCCAGCUUUUUCAGUCCGAGACCUUGACCAAGCUUUACAUGAUGGCCCUGGCCUGGGGCAACGCAAACCCUGAGAAGGAGCUGGAGAAGCUUCUGCAAGCUCAGCUGCCCAGGAAGAUUAAAGAACAACGCCCCGUAAAGAAGAUGAUCGUUUCCUUGAAGAUCAAUGACCCUCUGGUCACCGAAGCUGCCUUCGCCGAGGCCCUGAAGAAUCUCUACCUGCGCGAGGUAAAGGUGAGCGUGGACGACGUGCUGGGCGUGCUGGCUGCGGCCCACGUUCUUCAGUUCCACAGCCUGUUCCAAAGGUGUGUGACCGUGAUGAUGAACGGACUCACGCCAAGCACCAUCAAGAACUUCUACCUGGCCGGCUGCAAGUACAAGGAAGAGCCGCUCACCACUGCCUGCGAGAAGUGGAUGGAGAUGAACUUGGUCCCUCUGGUGGGGACACAGAUCCACCUCCGGAAAAUCCCGCAGGAGCUGCUCCACAAAGUGCUGAGGUCCCCCAGAUUAUUUUCCUACAGUGAAUUCCUAGAA
Physeter macrocephalus (sperm whale) is the source of this 804-nucleotide messenger RNA. RefSeq names its product BTB/POZ domain-containing protein 16. The transcript has 8 exons. The annotation marks the transcript as partial. The record is from RefSeq and is a predicted model, not a curated record. NCBI's taxonomy places the organism in Eukaryota, Metazoa, Chordata, Mammalia, Artiodactyla, Physeteridae.